This is a messenger RNA of Gossypium arboreum, 1392 nucleotides long. Its product is annotated as probable pectate lyase 5. The coding region runs from base 51 to 1277 and encodes 408 amino acids. The record is from RefSeq and is a predicted model, not a curated record. Lineage: Eukaryota; Viridiplantae; Streptophyta; Magnoliopsida; Malvales; Malvaceae. The transcript is spliced from 4 exons. Gene Ontology annotation, molecular function: pectate lyase activity.
UUUUUCUUAAUUUACCCACGCACCUACUUCAGCAGAGAAAAGACCUAAAAAUGCCAAUUCCAUUCUCCCUCAUCCUCCUCAUCAUGUUGCCUCUCCUGCAGGCUCCCACCUCCAUUUUCUCCUCCCCACUUCAACACCCCGAGCAUAUAGUCCAACAAGUCAAUGAGAGCAUCAUGAAUGGUACCAUAGCUAGGAGGAACCUGGGAUUUCUGUCCUGUGGAACCGGCAACCCCAUUGAUGACUGCUGGCGGUGCGACCCUCAAUGGGAAAAGAAUCGUCAGAGGCUAGCUGAUUGUGCCAUUGGGUUCGGUAAACAUGCCAUUGGCGGCAAACAUGGAAAAAUAUACGUUGUGACGGACCCCAGUGACCGUGACCCUAUCAACCCCAAACCUGGGACUCUUAGGCAUGCUGCUAUCCAGGUCCAACCUUUAUGGAUCGUUUUUGCUCAUGACAUGGUGAUUAAAUUGAAGCAAGAAUUGCUGAUGAACUCCUUUAAGACCAUCGACGGCCGAGGCGCCAACGUUCACAUUGCCGGCGGACCAUGCAUUACUAUACAGUACGUGAGCAAUGUUAUAAUUCAUGGGAUUAGCAUACAUGAUUGCAAGAGAGGAGGGAAUGCUUAUGUGAGGGACUCUCCUAGCCAUUAUGGUUGGAGAACUAUAUCGGACGGUGAUGCGGUGUCGAUAUUUGGAGGCAGCCAUGUUUGGGUGGACCACUGCUCGUUGUCAAAUUGCACCGAUGGGCUGGUCGAUGCCAUCCAAGGAUCCACAGCCAUCACCAUUUCUAACAAUUAUAUGACCCAUCAUAAUAAGGUCAUGCUCCUGGGCCAUAGCGAUUCUUACAAGCAGGACAAGAACAUGCAAGUCACCAUUGCCUUCAACCACUUUGGAGAACGGCUUGUGCAAAGAAUGCCUAGAUGCAGGCAUGGGUACUUUCAUGUGGUGAACAAUGAUUACACGCACUGGGAAAUGUAUGCAAUUGGUGGUAGUGCUGAUCCUACAAUCAACAGCCAGGGCAAUAGAUUUGUUGCACCAGAUAAUGUGAACAGCAAAGAGGUGACAAAACAUGAGGAUGCGCCGCAAAGUAAAUGGAAGGAAUGGAAUUGGAGGUCAGAAGGGGAUCUGAUGCUGAAUGGAGCAUUCUUCACUGCAUCAGGCAAAGGAACCUCGUCUAGUUACGCCAAGGCGUCGAGCCUGGGUGCCAGACCAUCCUCACUGGUGAACUCGCUCACGGCAGGAGCCGGUGCACUCGUUUGCAAGAAGGGGUCCCGUUGCUAGCUAGACAUUCCAAGGGUAAUAGUGGUGGGCUAAUAUUAGCAAUAAAAAAGGAUGGAAAUUUACAUAUUGAAUGUUCAAUUGAAUCAAUGAAAUGUGUCGUCAUUGUACGUAAAAA